CCCAGAACUCAGGGGAUCUAUUGGGCUCCACUAUUCGCUUCCUAGGUUUAUAAACUGAUUUCACUCCCUGAGAAGUGGUUGAAGCGGAAGGACUAACUGUUUUCCAAGCUCCACCACCGCCGCCGCCCUCUUCUCUCUUCCUCCGAUUUAUUUUGGUUACACGGAUUGGAAAAAACGAAAACAAUGGCGUACGCAGCGAUGAAGCCGACGAAGCCGGGUUUAGAGGAGUCCCAGGAGCAGAUUCACAAGAUUCGUAUCACACUGUCCUCAAAGAACGUGAAGAAUUUGGAGAAAGUAUGUGCUGACUUGGUUCGUGGUGCCAAGGACAAAAGGCUCAGGGUCAAGGGACCAGUGAGAAUGCCAACUAAGGUUCUUCACAUCACUACUAGGAAGUCUCCUUGUGGUGAAGGUACAAAUACUUGGGAUAGGUUUGAACUCAGGGUUCACAAGCGCGUGAUUGACCUUUUCAGUUCCCCAGAUGUUGUUAAGCAGAUCACUUCAAUUACUAUAGAACCUGGUGUGGAAGUUGAAGUUACCAUAGCAGAUUCUUAGACAUCAAUGAUGGCACGCUAUUUGAGCUUUUAUUGAUUGAGUUCAACCUCGAACUGAUGAACCAAGACUUCUGCAGAGGUUCUCAUAGGAGUUCCUUUUUUAUAUUUACAAUUUUGGAUGUCAAAGACUAUUUUAGUAAGGAAAUGUGGGUAUUUGUUGAUUUCUGUUGAAAGCAUAUUACUUUCGAAUGUUGAGAUAUGAGCUUCAUUUUAUGUGAUGACCAUAGGUAAUUAGGAGUCCACUGUUGCAGGGAUCACUAUGAAACUGCCAAUAUGUCUAAAACUUUGCCAUCAGAUACAGAGGUUUGCUAUCCGAAAUGGAGGACGUUAAAUUAAAAUCA
This is a messenger RNA of Sesamum indicum (sesame), 892 nucleotides long. Its product is annotated as small ribosomal subunit protein uS10y. Gene Ontology annotation, molecular function: structural constituent of ribosome; RNA binding. NCBI's taxonomy places the organism in Eukaryota, Viridiplantae, Streptophyta, Magnoliopsida, Lamiales, Pedaliaceae. The record is from RefSeq and is a predicted model, not a curated record. Gene Ontology annotation, biological process: translation. Gene Ontology annotation, cellular component: small ribosomal subunit; ribosome.